AUUAGGGUGUGGCUCAAUAGUUACAAGCCCCGCCCAUAAAUGUCUGCUCCAGGUAGAAAUGUAUCUUACACCAAACCACAAGAACCAUCCUUUCUGAGAGCCUUUAAGGAAAAGGUUGGUUACAAAGAUAAGGAAGUCACUGUUGAGACUAAGAAAGAGAAGCAGGUUGAUACCACUGGAGGGGCGGAGCGUUACCGUGACGAUGAGGAACCAGUGGUUGUUAAAGGGAGUGGGGUCACUGAAGAGGAGUAUCAGCAAUACCUGACAGAGAAGGAGAAAGAGAAAGAGAAGAUGAUGACUGCUCAAGAUGGAGAGAGAAGGACAGACAAAGGAGGAGAGAGAAGAGAUGAUAGAGUAGAAGAGGAGACAGGAUCAGGUGAUACUGAUGGCAGUGCUGGCAGUGCUGGUGGUAGGAUAAUGUUUAAAAGACCAACUAAAAGAACCAGCUCUGAAGCAACUGCUGCUGGCGGUGGAAUAACAGCAACAACAAAAAAUAAAAGAACAAACAAUACUGCUGCUAAUAAUAAUAAGAAACAUAAACAACAACAAGACGAAAGAACAACAACUGUUAAGAAUACUAAUUUAUUAUCCUUUGAUGAUGAAGAAGAUGAUUAAUUAAUAAUAAUUAUUAUUAUUAUUUUACAUAAUGCAUUAUGUGAAUGAAAUGGUUGUUAAUUAAUUAGUGGGAUUAUUAAUUUGAAUAGUUAGACCAUGAAGACCUUUAA
Messenger RNA from Amphimedon queenslandica, 725 nucleotides. RefSeq lists its product as uncharacterized. The coding region runs from base 40 to 615 and encodes 191 amino acids. The record is from RefSeq and is a predicted model, not a curated record. NCBI's taxonomy places the organism in Eukaryota, Metazoa, Porifera, Demospongiae, Haplosclerida, Niphatidae. The transcript is spliced from 3 exons.